Messenger RNA from Miscanthus lutarioriparius, 309 nucleotides. The record is from the annotation of a GenBank genome assembly. NCBI's taxonomy places the organism in Eukaryota, Viridiplantae, Streptophyta, Magnoliopsida, Poales, Poaceae.
AUGUCGCCCUCCCUAUCUCCCUGCUCCGCCAGUCCCGAGCCCCCGCCGGCCGCCGCAUGUGCAACGGGCGAGGUGGAGCCAUGGAGGCUGGACAAGGACGUCGAGGUGGACGACGACGACGCCAAUCGCUCGGCCACUGCCGACGCUGCUGGCCUCGGUCGUUGGCCCCCGCGAGGCCUGACCCUGGCUUGCCACCCGGCCACCGCGGGAGUUAGCCCCGCCGGCCCCGACCGCUACGCAGGUUUGGAUGGUGAUUAUACAAUAUUAGAUGUGCAGGUCAGCACAGUCAUCAGCAUGCUGUGGUGGUGA